Molecule: messenger RNA, 834 nt
Organism: Eruca vesicaria subsp. sativa (arugula)
Lineage: Eukaryota; Viridiplantae; Streptophyta; Magnoliopsida; Brassicales; Brassicaceae
Source: the annotation of a GenBank genome assembly
AUGUUGACCUCUUCGGCUACUCCAUGUGAAAUCUAUAAAUUAGAUAAGGCUAGAAGUUUGUUGACCAGUACUAAGCUAGAAGUUCGCUGCAAUGGCAUGUGUAUUAUAAGGGCUGUGCAAGGGGCUCCUUUAACCCCUUGGAGGGUCUGUAGCGCGCGGAGGCAGAAUGGAAGUCUCGUCGUUGGACUCCUCUCUGCAGUGGUCUCAGUUGGCGAUGGUCGUGCGAGGUCAGUUUCUGGUCUCUCCUGGGCGUCUGGGUUAGACAGGCUCUGUUGUUCUCACGACUUGAAAGCUUUGGAUGUCCGAUUACUCAAAGACGUUUGUAGCUCGAGUUGUCAGUGUGUAUCAAAGCUCGCAGUGGUCUUGCGUGAAGUGCUGCUCCGGAGCAGUGUUGGGGGCGUCGCCUAUGGCAACUCCAAGGUGAUGAAGCGGCCUUCCUUUCCAUCUUCCUUCCUCUUCCCGUCUAGUCGAUGUCGACCAUUGGAGUGUGUCGACUUUCUCCUUGAUGGUUUCACUCCUGAUUGUGGUUGUUCAAGCUUUAUCCUUGCCACAGGUUUCAGCUUUAGGCAUCAAAGACUUAUCUCUUUCCGGUUCUCGGAGGAGGCGACCUUCGAGGAUCUCGAGCGUCUCUGUUUUGUCAGCAGGAUUGCCUCACUCCUCGGUGGCUUGGUCGGUGUUGGCUGCACUUCCCAGCAACAGGAGCAUGUUGUGUUCAUGGUGGUGUUUGCUUCUCUUCUUUUUUGCAGUUAUGAGUCCCGAAGAGAUCCCCGAGAGUUAGCUACACCGGCGACGACAUGGGAGUUCCCGGCAUCCGAGGUUGUUGCUUUACUUUGA